UUCCUCCACGGUGCCGUCAGCCCCCGAUCACGCAGCUCUCCCAUUGGUCGGCGCCCAACACACCUUUGCGUCCUAUUGGGCGAGAAGUUAAGCCAGACCCAUCUUUUCCCUCACCGCGUUUGAAACGAUGAAUGGUGAUGAGGCUGAGGAAGAAACUGGAAAACAUCAGUCACAAUUUGGUUUAAAGUGUUUGCACGAGACGGAAGGACGAGUACUCGGCAGUUAAACCGGGUUCCUGAACACAACACAUAGACCCACAUAAGAUACUUGCAACAUGGAAUUUGAGGAGCUCCUCUCAGAGAUCCAGGGUGAAUUCCAGCCUGCUCCUUUGGGUGCAGGGGACAUGGAGGCUGUGGAGGCUCUGAUGUCGAUGACUAAGCACUGGAAGACCCGGAGCUUCAGGCUCAGACACUUCAGACCCUUGACUCCGUCCUCAGACUGCUCAGAGGAUGACUCUAAUAUGAUACAAGACUUUCAUUUGUGUAUGACACCGCCAUACAGUCCACCUAACUUUGAGGCCACGCAUUCACCUUCAGCGUCAACUUUACAUCUACCUGCAGCAGCUGGGAGUCCAGGCUGGCAGCCAAUACAAGAGACUCAUCUGCACACACAGCAACACUUCCAGUGCACCAGUGUAAUCCGUCACACUUCAGAUGGCCAGCGUGGCUCCUGUAGCGUCCAUCCUGUUUCCAGGGAGGACAAACUAACUCAAGUUCACACAAAAGACUUCAAAACAGAUUUCAACUGUGGAUAUGGGCUGAACAAUAGAGAUUCUGAGGGGAGUACUGUACUGCAGUCUGACUCUGAUGCAGCCAUGCCACAGAAAUCCUUUACUGUGACUUUGCCAAAUGUGGUUGAAGCCAGCCAGACACAGAUGAGUCUUCUAGGCCUGGAUGAUAAAUCAAACACAUUUCAUUCGGCAGGCUGUGGGCUCUCUCCUGUGCCUGUCUACUGCAAGAUUCUUCGUGUGUCUUCUCCUUCCUCCACUGUCGCAGCCUUUGACAGCCAGAAGCAACAUCUAAUACCUGUCCCAUCAUCCCCCGCCACUGCACUACAACUGCAGCACAAACAACAACAGGCACUACCUCUAACCCAAGCAGCUUCUGCUGCCCGGGUCUUUCUUCUAGGGGGUCAGUUGGCAAAAGGCUCCGUAAUGCUCCUCGUCCCGCAGCCGGCUGUUCCUACACUCUACGUCCAGCCAGCACUGGUGACCCCUGGUGGCACCAAGCUACCAGCCAUUGCCCCCGCGCCUGGUCGUGCCUUGUUGGAGCAAAGACAAAACCCAGUGCAGCCAGAAGUAUCCCGUGUACGCUGUCAUGUUUGUCCUCAUGAGGACUGUGGCAAGACCUACUUCAAGAGCUCCCACCUCAAGGCCCACAUGAGGACACACACAGGUGAGAAGCCCUUCAAAUGCAAGUGGGAGGGCUGCGAGAGGCGAUUUGCUCGCUCCGACGAGCUGUCUCGCCACCGACGCACCCACACGGGAGAGAAAAGGUUUGCCUGUCUCGUGUGCCUCAGCCGCUUCAUGCGUAGCGACCACCUUGCCAAGCACGCCCGACGACACCUAGCAGAGAGGAGGACGACGUUAAAGGUCGUCCAGUCUGCUGAGCUCACUGCUUCCUCAACACUCGGUCUGUGUUCAACAACACUCUGAUCAUCCUGAUGAGACAUCAAAGUAAAAGCUGUGAAAUCAAAUGUGAAGCCUUGUGAGUCUCAAAAAGUGCUGCACAGAAGAGUGUGUGCCUGGUAUUUGCACGUCACUCAUAACAUAACAACACUGCUGACUAGAUUAAGGUGCAUGUUAAGUCUUCACUGCUUUACACUGAAAAUAUCAACUGUAGAUACCGUUCUGAAAGUCAAUUUCAUAAAACCUUUACAAAUGAAAAACAUGUUUACUGUUCAGUGAUGUUUGACCAAAGAAUGUUGAAUAUUGUUCUUUUUUGCUGUACAAAAAUCUAUUUGUAAUAAAAACAAUU
Messenger RNA from Cottoperca gobio, 1976 nucleotides. RefSeq names its product Krueppel-like factor 10. Gene Ontology annotation, molecular function: RNA polymerase II cis-regulatory region sequence-specific DNA binding; DNA-binding transcription factor activity, RNA polymerase II-specific. Gene Ontology annotation, biological process: regulation of transcription by RNA polymerase II. The transcript has 4 exons. NCBI's taxonomy places the organism in Eukaryota, Metazoa, Chordata, Actinopteri, Perciformes, Bovichtidae. The record is from RefSeq and is a predicted model, not a curated record. The coding region runs from base 275 to 1654 and encodes 459 amino acids.